This is a messenger RNA of Alternaria incomplexa, 1827 nucleotides long. RefSeq lists its product as uncharacterized. The transcript is spliced from 4 exons. The coding region runs from base 1 to 1827 and encodes 608 amino acids. Lineage: Eukaryota; Fungi; Ascomycota; Dothideomycetes; Pleosporales; Pleosporaceae. Gene Ontology annotation, biological process: secondary metabolite biosynthetic process. The record is from RefSeq and is a predicted model, not a curated record. Gene Ontology annotation, molecular function: flavin adenine dinucleotide binding; oxidoreductase activity, acting on CH-OH group of donors.
AUGCUUUACCCUAGGAACUUAGCCGUCGUUGCUUUGCUGGGGUUGUCAGCCGCCCAGGAAACUUACGACUAUGUUAUUGUUGGAGGGGGUGUGACCGGUCUCGUCGUGGCCAAUCGUCUGACCGAGGACAAGAACAAAUCUGUACUUGUCAUUGAAGCCGGAAGAGCAGACGACAACCCAAACAUCCGCAUGCCUUAUGGCGCCACAUAUGCUCUCAAUACCUCUCUUCUGUGGACAGACUACGUGUGCCAGCCAGAACCAUUCCUCGGGAAUAAGACAUGGAACACUCGUGUCGCGCGGAUUCUCGGAGGCGGGUCUCUCGUCAACGGAAUGAUAUAUGACCGCGGAUCAGCAGCAGACUACGAUGCAUGGGAGGCGUUGGGCAACAAGGGUUGGGGAUGGGAGGGGAUCUAUCCAUUUUUCAAAAUGGGAACAGAGUACAUCCCAGCUCCACAGGAGACUAUUGAUCAAGUCGGUAUUACUUGGGACCCCGAGGCCUACGGAAAAGGUCCAUUGAAGAUCGGCGUCACAGACACAGUAUACUCCGAUAUCACUGACUUUUUCGACGCCUUCCAGGGCACCGGUAAUGCGCAUGCCGCUCGCGAUGGAAACAACGGCGAGGCAUAUGGUACCUCAUGGUACCCCAACACCAUGAACCCCAGGACUGGCGAAAGAACGCACGCCCGUAACUCGUACUAUGAUCCGAUCAUGAGCCGGUCGAACUUGAAGGUCAUACUGGAGUGUCUCGCGACUGAAAUCGUGUUCGACGGCAAUAGAACCCUCACGGCGAAGGGCGUAAAGAUCACCGACAAGAAGACUAACUCGACAAAGACCUACUAUGCGAAGCAAGAGGUCAUCUUAGCUGCGGGUGCCGUAAACACACCAAAGCUUCUCCAGAACAGCGGCAUCGGACCAAAAGCUGCACUCGAGGCUGCUGGCAUCACCGUAAAGCUUGAACAUGACGGCGUGGGUUCGAAUUUCCAGGACCAUCCGUAUACUGGCGUUGGGUGGAAUGUCACUGGUGGCAGCACCCCGAACGGGUUCUCCCUGACCACAGACCCCGCUUACAAUGCUUCAGCGUGGGAAGAGUACCGUGCCAACAAGACUGGACCGCUGACCCAGGCUCGUGGCAACAGUCUAGCUAUGAUGCCGCUCCCGGUAUUGGAUCCCGAGAACUACGACAGUAUUGCGGACCGGGUGCUUGCCCAGGAGGAUGACGCGCAUUUGCCAUCGAUCUACAAGAACAAUGCGAAGCUGCUCAAGGGUGUCGCAGCACAGCGCAAAGUCCUCGCUGACAUAUUCCAAAACGAAAAGGCCGCUGUAGUAGAGUACCCCGUCCCAUCCUCAGGUGGCUACAUGCUUGUCGGCUUAGAGAAGCCGGUUUCCCGUGGAACCAUUAUGAUCAACGCGACCAACCCUCAAGGACCACCACAGAUCUUCUACAAUGCACUCAGCAACCCCAUCGACAAAGCGGUUCUUGCUGCGUGCGUCCGCUAUAUUCGUAAGGUUUGGGCGGGCCCAGAAUUGGCGAAGUACACCCCGGUCGAGACGACGCCGGGAGCCCAAUACACGACCGAUGAUGAGAUCAUCAACAAGAUGAUUGAGCAGGGAAGCAUUUGGCCGACACUUUCGCAUCCUUCUGGCAGCUGUGCUAUGUUGCCUGAGGAUAUGGGUGGUUGUGUGUCCGAUGAGCUUCUCUUCUAUGGCGUCGAGAAACUAUCCAUUGUUGAUGCUUCCAUCCUCCCUCUUAUUCCCUCCCAGCACAUCCAGUCGACAAUGUAUGCUGUCGGCGAAAAGGCUGCGAGCAUCAUCAAGAGCCGUGGCUGA